Messenger RNA from Diachasma alloeum, 1950 nucleotides. It is a transcript of the gene Ir105, whose product is annotated as probable glutamate receptor. Gene Ontology annotation, molecular function: glutamate-gated receptor activity. Bases 1 to 1950 code for a protein of 649 amino acids. The transcript is spliced from 8 exons. The record is from RefSeq and is a predicted model, not a curated record. Gene Ontology annotation, cellular component: membrane. NCBI's taxonomy places the organism in Eukaryota, Metazoa, Arthropoda, Insecta, Hymenoptera, Braconidae.
AUGAAAUUCGCAAUCUCAACGAUAUUUUUGAGUGUCUCUAUUGUGAUUUUUUGUGAGUUGAGUGAAGCUUAUUACUACGCACCUGUGAUUAAGGACGUUCAUAACCAAUUUGGAAGGACUGAAGUGAUCAUAGUAGUACCACAAACAAACCAUUUUUCAUUUGAAAACAUCAUGAUCUGGCAUGAAACUACUAGGACAUUAUCCAAUGAAGGAAUAUCGGUAGUUAUCCUUAACACUAGGCCCGACGAAAAACUGAAGAUUUAUAGUGAGAAAACCACUCGCUCCCUCAUCGUGAUUGCCCUUGAUACAAUCGAAGAAUUGCAUGCUUUCGAAUCAAUCACUAAGGACUUGCAUAUGAGCUAUGCUAUUUGGCUGAUAUUUUUCACCAAAGGUGAUGACCGAGAUGUUUGUGAAUUUUGUCGCAACCCGCAUAAAAGUUUAUCAGACAUGAAGUUGGGCUCGAGAGUACUUAUUUCCUGUUGCACCUCCAAUACGAUUGAAGAAUGGAGGUAUGAUGGAAAGAAUCAUACCGAGAGGCAGGAGCUUGGCAGAUUCAAGAAAGAUGAUCGCGGAAUUGUGUGGUUCUCCAAUGAACAGGUCGCAGAUAUUCAUGGCGGCAUAUAUUCACUUGCUGGCCGAGGGCUCCGCAUCGUUGUGGUCAAGCGCGCUCGCAUGUUUUGGGAAAAGGAUGGCUAUUAUUAUGGAGUUUUGGGUGAAAUUCUGAGAGAAUUGUCUCAAGCAAUGAAUUUCACGGUAUCGGAAAUAAUCUGGGAAGAUGAUUACGGAGUUUGGAAUCCAGAAACCUCGAGUUGGACGGGUGCAGUCGGAAUGAUUCAUCGACGAGAAGCUGAUCUAGGAGUUUCUGACUUCCUGUUCAGUAUUAAACGGACUACUGCGAUUGCUUUCACAACUCAUUUCACAUCUGCAGAUUUAUAUUUGUAUCUUAACAAAGAUUAUACGGCUCGCUUACACUGGAAUGCUUAUUUCAAGUUAUUAUCAAUGGACGUCUGGAUGGUCAUUUUUGGGUUAAUUCUGAUAACGACUAUUCUAUUGACCCUCAUCAACUACACGAGAAGAUCGCAUUUUUUUCCUCUUCUCUUUCAACACUAUCUAUAUGCUUGGAGUAUCUACUGUUACCAAGCAUUGCCAAAAUUCCCUGAAGGAACUCCUUCGAGGAUCGUUUAUGGGUCAAUAUUGCUAUCGUCGAUGGCCAUUAUAAGUGCAUAUGGUGCUGUGAUGACCAGUAGGCUCACUGUAGUUUCAUACAUACCAUUCAAGACACUGCAAGAAUUCGUAGACGACGGCAGUUUCCAUGUCAUAAAGCUAAACGUGUCUCAGAAUUUUGAUCAGUACGAGUUUUUUGACCAGACCCUCGCAAAGAAAAUGAUGUCUUUGAUGAUGCCGACGAAUACGCUUCCUCUAAACGAUCAGGAAGUAUUUGAGCAGGUAUGCAGCAAGAGAGUGGGGUACUACUUAAACGACAUGGCGAGGAAAGCUAUAGAAGCUCAAGGUAUUAGAAUACCUUGUGAACUCUCUUCCAUCAAAUAUGGAAAAACGCAAAUAUUAGCGAUGAUCAUGCCACAAGGCAGUAGAUACUUGGACCUCGUCAAUUACUACAUUCUGCAGUUCAGAACUAACGGAAUGAUGGAACGAUUGGAGCACAAGUACUACAAGGAGUUCAAGCGAAAUGACUUCAAAUAUUCAUCAGUAUCUCUUCCAGGAGUGGCACCCCUCCUACUCAUUUUAGCUAUUGGAUUUUUGAUAGCCUUGAUCAUCUUCAUCAUCGAACAAAAUGCUAAUGCGUUCAGAAAGAAGUUACUUAGUCAUCAGAAAAGGCGGACAACUUUCUUGAAAACACGAAAGGCAUCUUUAUUUCUAGCAAACAACUGUAAUUUCAAAAAACGUACACGGAAUUUGAAGCAAUUCAUAGGAAGAAUGCAAUUGAAAUAG